Messenger RNA from Colletotrichum costaricense, 801 nucleotides. RefSeq lists its product as uncharacterized. The coding region runs from base 1 to 801 and encodes 266 amino acids. Lineage: Eukaryota; Fungi; Ascomycota; Sordariomycetes; Glomerellales; Glomerellaceae. The transcript has 2 exons. The record is from RefSeq and is a predicted model, not a curated record.
AUGCUCAUGACGGAGUGCGAAUCGGAGGGCACCGCAGCUAUUGGGAGCGGCAACGUCCUCCGGUGGGCUGAGAGCGAGACAUUGACGGAUUACCUGGGCCGAAUCUAUCCCCAGUCAACAUCGAUGGACGUUCCUAAAGACCUCAUCGACUUGAAAAACCUCAGAUGUUACAUUCUAGCUAGGGACGCUGGUAUUAAGAUCCAACAAACAGAAAAGCUUUCUGAUCACCUGUACCUCAGACACAGCCCAGGGAAUAAGAUCCUCCUUGUUUUCUCUCACCGAGCAUUCCUCGAACAUAGCCGGGAGAGAUUGAGCGUAAUCCGCGAGGAUCUGAGCCACUCUCUAGAUGAGGCAUUAUCAUUAGGGUGCCUACCUGCAAAGCUCAUCGAUGAGACAUUGAGAAUUUACAACCUCCUCUUCCCGCCCAUCGGAAACGCCAAAUCUAGGAAGCUCUUACGGGAAUGGGUUAAGCGUGAAAGACUAGACGAAAGCCUCUUGAACCCCUCCUUCGACCAUUCCAAGAAAGACCCUCCCCGGACUUUACACGAUCUCUACGAGGAUUUCCCAUACUGGGCCCCCCAAUUGGCCCGUCUACUGGAAGAAGUCGAUGAUCCGACCCCGACGACACGGUGGGAGAGAUACGCAGAGCGGAGAAAGUCCCACCGGCACACAUACAAGUGCGCCAUCGCCGCGCUUGUAGUGGCUGCCGUAUCGGGGACGCUGGCGACAUUGUUGGCGGCAGUUCAAGUAUGGAUAUCGUACUGUGAUUGGGACAAGAACACCAACAAGACACUGUGUUAA